Molecule: messenger RNA, 6635 nt
Organism: Thunnus maccoyii (southern bluefin tuna)
Lineage: Eukaryota; Metazoa; Chordata; Actinopteri; Scombriformes; Scombridae
Gene: mark4a
Product: MAP/microtubule affinity-regulating kinase 4a
Exons: 16
Coding region: 598-2976 (792 amino acids)
Biological process (GO): intracellular signal transduction; protein phosphorylation; microtubule cytoskeleton organization
Cellular component (GO): cytoplasm
Molecular function (GO): ATP binding; tau-protein kinase activity; protein serine/threonine kinase activity
Source: RefSeq, a predicted model, not a curated record
GGUGGUGCGCAUCUCUCCGACCGGGAAUACCGAUUUCUGAACAUUUCGGCCUUUUCCCCCGCUGCACCCUGAGCUGUGUUUUCCUGCGAGCGGCUGCACAGGGGAGCGGGUUGCACUGGCGUCGCGGGGUUAAAGUGAAAGCUUCUAUCGGUCAGUAUUAUGACAAACGGAGAUGACACACAUCCAGAAGGAGCCGUGUUUGUUUUGUAUGGCGAAAUGAGGCAGGGGGUGGAGAGUCGCCACAGAGACGCUGGGCUCCGGCCAAACAUCACCGCAUUUUAGCACUUAUUCGAUGCUCGGGAUUUGCAUUUCAUUGCAUUUGCUGCAUCGUUGAUAGGCCGUAUUAAUUUAUUUUUUUUGCAAAGUGCAUGGUGGAAAAUGCAGCUUGUUUGAGGACACCCCCCCUCCAGAUAUCCAUUGCUGCCAUGAUAGGCAGAGGUCUCCUCUCGACCGCGGCUCGGCCGGUUGGAGAAGAGGCAGAUUGAUUUGGGACGCUGGGUCGCAUCUGCGGAUGUUAUUCCGUCUGUGGAGCCUGUAAAUAUCAUCCGCGCAAACACACAGUGAUUCUUACUCAGGGAAAAGGAGAAAGAAAACAACAUGUCCUCUCGAUCUGCAUUACCGUCUGGAAACGACAGGAGUACUGGAGACCAUCAUGUGUCGCUGGGGGCCAGCCGUUCAGACAAGGCCACCAGCCAGUCCAGCCGCUCACUGGGCGCUCGAUGCAGGAACUCCAUCGCCUCCUGCUCCGACGAGCAGCCGCACAUCGGCAACUACCGUCUGCUCAAGACCAUCGGCAAAGGAAACUUUGCCAAGGUCAAGCUGGCCCGCCACAUCCUGACGGGCAAGGAGGUUGCAAUAAAAAUCAUUGACAAAACUCAGUUGAACCCAACCAGCCUACAAAAGCUCUUUCGGGAGGUACGAAUAAUGAAAGGCUUAAAUCACCCUAACAUAGUACAGCUGUUCGAGGUGAUUGAGACGGAUAAGACCCUUUACCUAAUCAUGGAGUACGCCAGUGGAGGUGAAGUGUUUGACUACCUCGUGUCUCAUGGAAGAAUGAAGGAGGUUGAAGCCAGAGCCAAAUUUCGACAGGUAAGAACUCACCGCCUCUUGUUACCUAGAUUGCACCAAUCCUCACAUUUAAUUGUCAGCGCUUCAGGUUUGUCUGUCUCCUCAUGUCCACAGAUUGUUUCUGCUGUCCACUACUGCCACACGAAGAACAUUGUCCACAGAGAUUUGAAGGCGGAGAACCUUCUGCUGGAUGCUGAUGCCAACAUCAAAAUCGCCGACUUCGGCUUCAGCAACGAGUUCACGCUGGGCAACAAGCUGGACACGUUCUGUGGCUCGCCGCCCUACGCUGCCCCUGAGCUUUUCCAGGGUAAGAAGUAUGAUGGGCCCGAGGUGGACGUCUGGAGUCUCGGAGUCAUCCUCUACACGCUGGUCAGCGGCUCGCUGCCAUUUGAUGGGCAGAACCUGAAGGAGCUGAGGGAGCGUGUGCUGAGGGGAAAGUACCGCGUGCCCUUCUAUAUGUCCACAGACUGUGAGGGGAUCCUUCGCCGAUUCCUGGUGCUCAAUCCCUCCAAACGGUGCACUCUGGAGCAAGUCAUGAAGGACAAGUGGAUAAAUUCAGGGUAUGAUGGGGACGAUCUGAAGCCCCAUAUAGAACCUGUUGAAGACUACAGUGAUCCAGCUCGCAUAGAGGUGAUGGUCGGGAUGGGCUUCACUCCAGAGGAAAUCAAAGACUCUCUGCUCAAUCAGAAAUACAAUGAGGUCACCGCCACCUACUUACUGCUGGGCCGUAAAGGCGAUGACGGCAGUGAGACUCGCACAGCUAGUAGCCUGUCCCUGGCGAGGGUACGACCCAGCCCCAUCACCAAUGGGACCAACAAGCACUCCUCAGCCACUGGCUCCUCUUCCUCCUCCACCUCCUCCUCACAUAGCAAGACCCAGCGCGGUGCCUCCACCUACCACAGGCAGCGACGACACAGCGACUUCUGCGGGCCCUCCAUGCCCGUCAUGCACCCCAAACGGAGCCCGACCAGCACAGGCGACCGGGAACUGCGGGAGGGACGAAUGCCUUCACGUAAGGCCAGUUGCAGCGUGAUGGGAAGCCAUAGCCUCCCUCCCUCCAGCCCAAUGGUCAGCAGUGCCAACAACCCCAACAAGUCUGAGAUCCCAGAUCGCCGCAAAGACAUGACUGCCACCACGAAUAACAUCCCUGGAAGUGCCAUGACACGCCGGAAUACAUAUGUGUGCACAGACCGCUCGGGCGCUGACAGGCACUCUCUUCUGCAGAACGGCAAAGACAACAGCUCUCUUGGCCACCGCUUGCCCGCAGCGUCUCCCUCCACGCUCAGCAUUUCUGGGGCCGGAGCUGCCUCCUCCUCUUCCUCUUCAGACCGAUGCCGCCUGACCCGAGGCUCCACAAUCCGCAGCACCUUUCAUGGGGGACAGCUGAGGGACCGUGGCCCCCCGGUUUACUCUGCUCCACCCACUUCACCCACCCUGUCUCAUCAUGACGCCAGCCCGCUGCCCCACGCCCGCACCAGGGCAACCUCCAACCUCUUCACCAAGCUGACCUCCAAACUCACUCGCAGGGUCACAAAUGAAUCUGAGGGAAUCAGGAGAUUUGCGGUCACAAGUUGCCAUCUACCUGGGUAUCAAAAAGCGUCCGAGCCCCGGGCCGUCGGACGUGGCUGGGAUCUGAGAGGCGGUGGGCGGCGGGACCCUGCGGAGGUGGUACUGGCUCUGCGGGAGGCGGCGCUUGGAUGUGGCUGCCAGGUCCACCAUGCCGGCCCCUUUCUGCUCUCCUGCACCCAUGGCGUGGCAGGGGGCCGCGUGGCUUUUGAGGCCGAGGUGUGCCAUCUAUCCACGGGCGCCUCCGAGACUUCUAACGGGGUGCGCUACACGCGACUCUGGGGGGCACCACUAGCUUUUCGGGACAUUGCCACCCAAAUCUCCAAGGACCUCGAACUUUGAACGGAGGGUGUGCUUGUGUAUGAGUGUGUGUUUUUGUGUGAGUGAGUGUGUAUGUGUAUGUGAGAAGAGGCGAGGGGCUGGACCCGAGAGAAAAGACUUCUCCUUCUGUCUCUUUCAUGACUACCCUCCCCCCAUACACACACACAGAUACACACACACCUGACCCGUAAAGACACACAGACUGAGGCACCCCACCCCCCCUCCACCCAAUCACCCCACCCAGCUCAGCCAACUUCUUCACUGUGCGACUGCACCCACUGGACCUGGAUCAGAUGGAAUCUAGUUGAAUAUUUUUUAUUGCUACUCUAGCCAUAAUGACUCUUUAUUUUGUUAUUUAUUGCUCUGAUCAUUGUUUUUACCCACUGUCACUUUCACCACUACAGAGAAAAUUCAUCUCUUGUGUAUUGGUCAUCAUUGACCAGCCAGUCCUUUUUUAAAAAAAAUGUUCUUUGAUAUGUCACCUUUAUGUACACCAUUCAUGUUUUUUCUUCCUUACCAAUGACAUGAUUAUCUGCUGACUUUUCAUCACCUUGGGACAAUAACAUGCACAAACGUGGAGUUGGUCCAACAAGCAGCCGCUGAGGGCUGCAUUGCUUUGAUUUGUGUACAUACAGCAGUGACGACAGCACUGGAUUAAGGUCAGUGGGAGCUGCGUUGACAGACAUUUGAAACAGCCAAUCAGAGGCUGACUCUGACACUAAUGAGUUUCAGCUUCAUGAACUGGUGACUCUCAAUCACAUUUUUUUCACAUUUCUCUGCAUGGGAUGAGCAGAAAUAAAAAAAUGUAGAUGUUUUUUUGAGAAACAACCCCCUUAGUUAGCUCAAUUUUCAUGCACACAAAAAAGAUGAUAUUAUGGUGCAGUAAGUCAUGCUCCAUUUUAUAUUUUUGCAGCACCGAUAUCAAAAUUAAAUUAAUACAGUUGAUUUAGUGAAAUAUUAUAAGGUGGUAACUUUCAUAUGAUUGUUGUCAUUAUGUAAGUUAUGCUGGCUCUGCAACAGGAUGAAAUGGACUUCACAUGCACACAGCAGAUAACCUUUCAGAGAAAAUCUCUCUGCUCUUUGGUUGGCUGGAUUUAUUGUCUGUCAGCACAGGUCAUCGUCAGUAAAACUUGUUCAAACUGUUUGGAUUUUCCAACCUCCCACCUCGUUUCAUCCCUUUACCUUUUCUUCAAAAGCAUUGUACUGAAGACAUGGCAGCAGUGACACAUACAUAGAAGAAAUGUUCCAACUCGAAGCCCUCAAUCAUUCAAAUCUUUCAAACCUUGCCCUUGAAAGUGGUCAGUUGUCCCACCACAAAAUAACACAAGUCUGGUUGAUUUUCAGUGCAAUGCAGUUCUUCGGUUCUGUUCUGCACCAUGUGAUCUCACCUCAGUCAUCAUCUCAGUAUGUCGAUGGGAAACACCAAAAGUGGAUCAGCCAAGCAGCAAAACCUCUCAGAUUACACACUCACCUUUACACACACAUACACACACACACACACACACACACACACACACAAACACACACAGAGAAAGAGAAACAUACACUCACAAAUGUCCACCCUCUUCUUCUUCUUGUGGCACAGUAUAUUAACUUGUCUGUCCAUUAUUGAUGACUGUGGGCUGUUGGGGAUCAGGGGGGAGUGUUCUGGAAAGGCACGAUGAAGGCAGUGUGGACAGUGUUUUCUUCUUGUUAGUCCAGUUGCCUUUAAAGUGAACUACCCCCAGCGCCUUCAUACAGUACAUAUUUAAUGUAAAAAAAAAAAAGAUAAAAAAGAGAGAGACAGAAAAAACUGAGAAAGCUUUCUAUUCUCCUUCCCUGUUUUUAGUGAAUAACGUACUGUGAUAUUUACGUAGGCUACAGAGAUCAUGUUGUUUGGCUGCUGAUUUACUGUUAAUACUAUCUCUCAGUUGUGGCUUUGCUCAUGGUGACCCAAAACCAACACCCACUCCCCUGAUACCCCACACCCCCAUUUCCUUUCCCACCCAUCAGAAACUCCCCAACUCCCUACAUUUAAAAGGGACGCCAACCUUCGCUGUCCACCACCUUCGUAUGUACCACCAACUUUUUCUAUCGUCACGAAGAGCUUUUGGCUUUCCUUGACCCUUCGUUUGAGACCCUGUUUUCUCGUUGCGCAGGGAAACACUCAGCCAUCAUCCACACUCUCACGUUGUAGACCCAUGUAUGACAUCUUCUCAGUCCUGUUUGGUGUGUGCUGCUUCAUAGAGCCCAACAGGGGAGACUGGGUUUGACUUGUCCUCCUCCUUUGGGGUGAGAAGCAGACACCAAUAUGGACACCAGGAAUCUGUCAUUGUCCUGUCCCUUGGACCUUUCUCAUUGUGGUGUAUAUUAGCAUUAGGUAAUAUAGACCUCAAUGCACUUUGCUUUGACUUGAAUCAGCUCCUUCCAGUGUACCUGUAUAGGUAAUACCCAGAACUAGCCACUGGAGGGCGCCAAUGUCUUAAAUGUGAAACACUUCAAUUUGUGGAUAUUUGCACAGGUACUUUAUUUAUUUUUUAGAAUAAUAUCAUUAAAAAAACAGGAUUUAUAUCAGUCAGUUGGUGGCUGUAUAUAAAAUAUAUGAAUAUAGUAUAUAUCUUAGAGCUCAAGGUUUAUUUAUAGCUAGAGCAAGGGAAGUAAUUCUAGUUUAAAGCAGUUUCUGUCAGUGACAAUGGGGAACAAAACCAACCUGCAAUCCUGCAUGACUUCAGAGUUUGGGUUUUAGGGGAAAAAAUGAAAUAUGAUGCACACCUAGGACUGGAAGCUUUGUGAAUAGCAGACACGGUCGGUUUUUAGACAUGAAUUGAUACAGACAAAUGGUGCUAGAUGUGGCGCCAGGUUCUUCCCCCUUUCACAAAAACAAACAGGAAGGCUUGGUGAAAUACAGUGACUUCACUCCACCUUGUUUGCCAGAAGAUAGGUUCAGUAUAUUCAGGGCAGCUUCUGGGUUCUUCAAAGUAUUUAGAUAUGCCAUGAAAUGUAUCACAAACGUACAGUAUGUAAGAAAAAUGGUCAGUUUUAGAUCAGAACUUACAUUGGGAGUAAAUUGUGCAGUUUAUUAACUGCAUUGCCAUUUAAACUUAAAUUGACACAAGAUCCUUAGAGGUCCCUGACAUGUUGAAAGCCCUGGGUUGCAUUCAAGCCAUAGAAACGUUACUGUCACUGUCUCCUGAUCGCAAAUAUGAAAUCAGGUUGUUAGCAGAGCAUUUCAGUGGAAAUAAUUGAAGUGAAAUGGGCUAAAAAGCAAAUAACUUCGUGUAAAACAACUCACUCUUAGUAUAAGAUGGAUGAACUUUGCUUUUAGGUGGAAUCUACUGUGAAAAAUUCUUGAAAAGAGUUUUGUUGACCUGAGUGUUGAGUAAAUGCUUGUUAUACCUGCUCAGAGACAAUGUGUCGCUGGUGUGGUUUAGAUGGUGGAUGGUACAGUAUUACAAUUCCAGGGGCUCAGUAUUUAACAUGCACUGUCGUUUCAAAGUGGACUUUGGAAACAGUUGAUGUUAUAUGCAAAAGCAACUUAAUGAGACUGAAGAACAUACACAGUUUGACCUGUAUGAGUAAUUUUACACUACUCUACUGUUUAAUUCCUCCCCUCAGAAACAAACUGUAAACUGAGCUUGAGUGGUUGUGGUAUAUAAGGAGAACAUGGAGCUGAAGAUUAAUAAAAUUCACUGAUGUUGGCA